Paramecium tetraurelia is the source of this 450-nucleotide messenger RNA. RefSeq lists its product as uncharacterized. The transcript has a single exon. Lineage: Eukaryota; Ciliophora; Oligohymenophorea; Peniculida; Parameciidae. The record is from RefSeq and is a predicted model, not a curated record.
AUGUUUGAAAAAAUAUAAUAUGUGGAUAUUUCAAUGUUGUUUUUUAAAUUCCAGGAUUCAAAAAUAUCUUUGAGGUUCAUUCAAACAUUUUCACACUACCUAAAUUAUGAGGCUGUAAUUCACUAUUAUGAUCUAUCUGUUAACGCCAUAAUUAAAGCUCAAAAUACAAUAUAAAGCAAAACACAAUUAAAGUCAGCUAAGAUAGUUUAAAAAAUCAAAAUUACCUCACCCAAACAACUGGAAGAGAAUUAAAAUUUAGAAACUAAACUGAAGCAAUUGCAGAAAGAAGAAACAGAGUCUCUAAUUAGAUUUAAUCUAUCACAAUUCUUAAUCCCAAAGAAAAAAGUUGGAGGACUAUUUAGAUGUUAUAAAAACUAGAAUGAAAAUUUUUUUAACUACCCUUUACCAUAAGAAAUAGUUAGAAAAACUAAACAUCUAAUCAUAUAUUGA